AUGCCGGCGCUUGAUUUAAAGGGAUGUCUGGAAGACUCUCCCAAAUUCAGAAGACGCGUGAACGCCCAUGAGGAAACCAUCCAACAUUUCGAGUCGUCGUUGAAAGUUCUCCUGAAACUAUCCCGUUCGCAAGUGAGCUUGUACGAAGAGUACAGCCUACGACAGCAAGAACUGGCACUGGGAUUCGUAUCGUUUGGCCAAUCUCAAGAUGACCCGAUCGUUGCGUACGCACUUGAAAAGUUUGGGAAAUCGUUACUCGAGGUGGAGAAGUGUCGAAAUAUGUUUAAUGCACACGUCGAGACCACUUUUAUUGAACCUUUGGAGAAGUUCAUGAAGGAGACAAUUGCACCCGUCAAGGAAGCAAAGAAGCGUUUCGAGAGAUCCAGCGAUGAUUUGGAUUCAGCGUUAUCCAAGUACAUGGGGAAAAAGCCUAGAGAUCCGACGAUCAACGAGUCAGCAAAUGAGCUUGCAGAUACAAGAAAGCAAUUUCAUCAAGUCUAUAUGGAUUAUGUGCAAAAGUUGAACGAUGUGGAAGCUAAAAAGAAGGUGGAUUACAUGGAAGAUAUUCUUGCAUAUAUGUAUACCAAAUCAUCAUUCCAUCACCAAAGUUACGAGAUCCUCAAAGAUUUGGAGCCUUAUAUGCGCGAUUUGACAGGCUUGUUGCACGACUCGCGACAACGAUACAAUGAAGAAUCGGUGGAGAGCCACGAUUAUCAGACUUCAUGGGCACAGAACAAUACCGCUGAUUACAACCCCACGUUGAACGAGAGCACAGCAUCAUUAUCGAAUUCAAGAUCAGGACCUGUAGCAAAAGCAGGCUAUCUUUUUGAACGUCGUGGAGGCCGUGUAUUGCAAACAUGGGUGCGUAAAUAUUUCACCAUCGAAGGAGAAGAGUUGCAUUGCACAAUGCGUGGACCAAAGCCCAAGGAUGAUGAUUUGCCUUCCUCAUACAACCUCCGAGUAUGCAGCGUCAAACUCACUGACAGCUAUGAUCGACGUUUUUGCUUUGAAGUCAUCUCACCAUCUCGCGUCCUUGUAUUGCAAGCAGAGAAUGAGCAGGAUAUGCUUGAUUGGGUACAAUCGUUGAAGGCAGCAAGCCAAAUGGCACUCAAUUCGGAUAAGGCCAUGCCUGAACCCCUGUUGCCUAUGCAAACGGGUGGCACGGAUACAUCAUCUCAGUCGAAACAAAGACCCUUCACGCCAACUCAUUCAGACGCAGAACAACAGCUAUUGAGAACAUUGCGUGAAGAACCAGGGAACCAACAAUGCGCGGAUUGUGGUGCCGAAAAUCCAGAGUGGGCGAGCACCAAUUUGGGCGUCAUUGUAUGCAUCGAAUGUUCAGGUAUCCAUCGAAGCCUUGGUGUACACGUGAGCAAAGUCAGAUCCAUCGCCUUGGAUAAAUGGGAACCUGAAUCCAUAGAGGUGAUGCUUCGUUUGGGCAACACGGUCGCAAAUGGAAUAUUUCAAGAGUAUGUGCCUCAAGACAUGGAAGCGUUUCGAAUUGAUUCAACGUCAUCAAGGCCGGAGCGUGAUCUUUGGAUUACGGAGAAAUAUGUGAAGCGCUCGUUUGUAGCACAUGCAAACAAUCCAGCAUCGCUUGAUCAAGCCUUUUGGGAUGCCAUUGCUGAGUCUCAACUUGGAGAUGCACUUCGUUGCCUCGUACAAGGUGCCAAAGUGGACUACAAGAAUGAUAACCAACAACUACAGACCGCAUUACAAAAAGCUGUGGAUCAAGAUGAUGAGGUUUUGACUGAAUUUUUACUUCAAUGGCACAGCGAUGUCAAUGAGACGGAUGAAAACGGAUGGACGGCUUUACAUUAUGCUGCAGCAAACAAUAGCGUACGCUUGGUGCUGGCUUUAUUAAAACGACAUGCCAAGGCUGAUAUACAAGAUAAAUGUGACAAGACACCACUUGAUCUAGCAGUGGAUCGACAAAAUGUACAAGCCGUUACAGCUUUACGACUUUUCGCAUUUGAUAAACAGCAUAAUUCAUCACCAGCCAGCUCACUGGAUUUCGGUUUUCGAGAAGCCAUGUCCUCUUUCAAGCACACCAGUGUCCCUGUAGAUCAUGGGGCUGCAUCGGCUAUGGAUAUACGCCAAGCACACUCGGAUACCUCUUCACCAGAAAAGGAGAAAACAGUUAUUCUUAAUGAUGACCAAAACCAUGCACUGCUUCACCCCAAAGGCAGCUAG
This is a messenger RNA of Lichtheimia ornata, 2193 nucleotides long. RefSeq lists its product as uncharacterized. The transcript is spliced from 17 exons. The record is from RefSeq and is a predicted model, not a curated record. Gene Ontology annotation, cellular component: cytoplasm. Gene Ontology annotation, molecular function: protein binding; GTPase activator activity. Bases 1 to 2193 code for a protein of 730 amino acids. NCBI's taxonomy places the organism in Eukaryota, Fungi, Mucoromycota, Mucoromycetes, Mucorales, Lichtheimiaceae.